AUGGGCAAACAUCUCAUCUGCUGUUGGAUUUGGGCUCUAGUGGCUCUCUUCUACUUCCAACAAGCACUUUCUUUUAAUCUGGACAGUAGCAAACCCACAGUAUUCGCUGGACCUCCAGGAAGUUACUUUGGAUUUUCUGUGGCUUUCUUCAAUCCUGACAACAAACGUAGUGCAUCAUGGGAAUUGCUUAAAUCAGAUUUUUCUCUCCAUUGGGAUCAAGAAGCUUCUCUGCUAAAUGAAAGCAUUGUUGUGUCCAACUCAUUUUUAAUUCUUCCUGCCUCCCUAGAUUAUGUCACAGGAGUUCCUAGAGGGGAGAAGGCUCUUGGUUAUGUCAACAUUUUCAAUGGGAAGAACAUGGAGUCUGUGUAUAAUUUCACAGGCACACAGAUGGCUGCUUACUUUGGUCAUUCUGUAGCAGCUGUUGACAUCAAUAAUGACAGGAAGAUGGAUUUGUUGGUGGGGGCUCCUCUGUUCAUGGACCGCGGCUCAGAUGGGAAGCUGAGGGAGGUGGGUCAGGUCAAUGUCUACCUAGGCAAAGGUGGCUUCACCUUCAACAAUGUCAUCAAACUCACUGGCUCUGAGAUCUAUGCUCGAUAUGGAAGCUCAGUCUGCAGCCUGGGAGACCUCAACAUGGAUGGAUAUAAUGAUGUGGCCAUUGCUGCCCCAUAUGGGGGGCAGUUCCACCGCGGCCUGGUGUACAUCCAUAACGGGCGUCCCACUGGGCUGAAUCCUGUGGCCUCUCAAGUUCUGGAAGGAACAUGGGCGUCUGCUUCUAUGCCUUCUAGCUUUGGUUACGCCAUGAACGGAGGCACAGAUGUCGAUCAGAAUGGAUACCCUGACCUGAUUGUUGGGGUGUUCGGAGCUGACAAAGCCGUUCUGUACAGGGCUCGUCCGGUCAUCAGUGUGAACAGCACACUGGAUAUAAGCCCACAAAUCCUAAACCCUGAAGACAAGAGCUGCACCCUGCCUGGAACAACCACCACAGUAUCCUGCUUCACUGUGAAAUACUGUCUGAAGGCAAAUGGCAAGGGAGCGCCCUCUUCUCUUCAUUUCCAAGUGGAUUUGACCCUGGACCGCCUCAAACACAAGGGAGCCAUCAAACGGGUCCUGUUCCUCCAUAACAAGAUGCCUCAUUAUUCAAAGAACAUGACUGUCUCCAACAGCCAGGGACCAGCCUGCGAGGAGCUUCAGGCUUAUUUAAUAGAUGACUCAGAAUUCAGGGAUAAGAUCACACCCAUUUCUGUUUUUAUGGAGUACAGCUUGGAUUACAAAACAGCAGCAGAUAAGACCGGCCUGUUGCCCAUCCUUGACCAGUCUACACCUACAAAUGUCACUAAGCAGGCCCACAUACUCCUUGAUUGUGGUGAAGACAAUAUUUGCAAGCCAGACUUGAAACUGUCUGUUGUGAGUGACCAGAAAGAGAUCUACAUAGGUGAUGAUAACCCCCUGACCCUAGCGGUCACAGCAGAGAAUGCAGGAGAAGGGGCAUAUGAGGCCGACCUUACUGUCACCCUACCAUCUCAGGCAGAUUUCAUUGGGGUCGUGCGUAACAGUGAGACAUUGUCUAGACUGUCCUGUGCCUUCAAGAAAGAGAAUCAGACCAGAGUGGUGGUGUGUGAUCUUGGGAACCCAAUGAAAGGAGGAACUAAGAUAAUAGCAGGAUUGCGCUUCAGCGUGCACCAGCUCUCUGAACAGGAUACAGAAGUCAAGUUUGACUUGCAGAUACAGAGCUCAAAUCAGUUCAACAAUACCAGCAAUCUGGUGUCUGUUGUCACAAAGCUUGCUGUGCUGGCCAAAGUGAAAUUAAGAGGGGUGUCUGCGCCAGAGCAAGUGUUUUUACCCAUCGCUAACUGGCAGCCAAAAGAGAGUCCUGUUCUGGAGGAUGAUAUUGGACCUCUUGUACAGCACAUCUAUGAGCUAAGGAACACAGGACCCAGUACUUUCAGUAAGGCCAUUUUGGAUGUGCAGUGGCCCUACAGAUUCAACAAUGGCUCUCUGCUCUACAUCACCAAGAUUGAAGUGGACGGAAACAUGAAUUGCAGCUCAAACAGGGAGCUCAACCCUCUUAAUGUCACUAAUCCCAGAUUUAUUGACAAAAAUGAGACCUCGGCCAGCGGAGACAGAGCUGAGGGGAGGAACAGACACAGCGUCCACCGCAGAGACCUGGAGGACAAACAAGGGGAAGAGAACCUGGAGAAUCUGGAUUGUGGGAAUACCGAGUGUCAGGAGAUUAAGUGUUGGGUCGGCCGGCUGGAGAAAGGCCAGAGUGCUAUUCUAUUUAUUUACUCCAGACUCGCCGUGAGCACGUUCCUCAAGGCUGAAAAUCAAAACAAAUCGUACAAUGUUCGAUCCACAGCCUCCUUCAGUGUCAUAGAGAUGCCAUAUAAAAAUCUCUAUUCUGAGCUCCCAACCAGCACAACAUCAGCCUCUCUGAAGGUGAUCUGGAAUUCAGAGAACCCUCAGCCUGUCCCAGGAUGGGUGGUGGCUUUGGCUGUCCUGGCUGGACUUCUUCUCCUGGCUUUGCUCAUCUUUGUCAUGUAUAAGAUGGGCUUCUUUAAACGUGUGCGGCCGCCCCAGGAUGACAGUAUAGAGAAAGAGCAGCUUCAGCCUCAGGAGAACGGAGACAGAAACACAGAAGCCUGAGCUCUUCAUCUUCACUAGCCUAUAACAGUGCCAAGGCAGGAAUGUGCCUGAUUUACACCAAUGCUGAUGAGAAUACAACACUC
Messenger RNA from Sinocyclocheilus rhinocerous, 2726 nucleotides. Its product is annotated as integrin alpha-V-like. Gene Ontology annotation, cellular component: external side of plasma membrane; integrin complex. Gene Ontology annotation, molecular function: integrin binding. Bases 1 to 2643 code for a protein of 880 amino acids. The transcript has 23 exons. Gene Ontology annotation, biological process: integrin-mediated signaling pathway; cell-matrix adhesion; cell adhesion mediated by integrin. Lineage: Eukaryota; Metazoa; Chordata; Actinopteri; Cypriniformes; Cyprinidae. The record is from RefSeq and is a predicted model, not a curated record.